Emiliania huxleyi CCMP1516 is the source of this 1853-nucleotide messenger RNA. RefSeq lists its product as hypothetical. The transcript has 4 exons. Lineage: Eukaryota; Haptophyta; Isochrysidales; Noelaerhabdaceae. Bases 33 to 1853 code for a protein of 606 amino acids. The record is from RefSeq and is a predicted model, not a curated record.
UCCAAGGUGCAGAUUUCGAGGUUAGCCAUCAGAUGAGGGCCAGGUCCGAGAGGCGUGGAGAGGCGCUGGCCGACGAAGACGCGAGCGGUGGUGGCAGCUCCAGCGCUGCCGUCCGUAUUGCCGCCUCCCACGCCCAGGACCGCCACCUCCCGUCUCCCGGCAUCCGCGCAUUCGCGCGUGAGGAGGUGGGCGAGGAGGCCUUCACGUGUGCGGUUCUCUCGGCCGCAAUCUAUGCGGAUGCGCCUCUCGCACCGGCGCGCAGACCUGGCGAGGAGAGCCCUUCGGCCUCGACGCUGCUGGAUCGGCUCCGGCAGCACGAGUGCGGCCUCGACGACGCGAUCGUGCUCGAUCUCUCCCCCGACGGGCGCCUCGCCUUUGUGGCCCGGCUGUCCGGCGACCGCCCAGCGACUUGGACGGUAGCGCGCGGGACGGAGAGCGGCGAGGACGUGGCGGUGGACCUAACGUACCUGCUGCUGGGGCGGCCGCAGGCCAACCCCCACUUCAAGGCGCUGCUGCGCUUCCACGACGAGAACUGCCGGCGCACAGAGCGCCUCUCGGAAUUGGCUGGGUUUCGGCGCUACGCAACGGGCCACUCCAAGGGCGGCGCGGAGGCGGUGGAGCUCGGGCUCGCGCGCCGCGUGGAGGUGCACGCCUUCAACGACGGCGGCGUGCACAACUUUGGGGGCUUCCUGCGCAAGGCGCUCGAGCCGGUCGUCGGAAGCGGCUCGCUCUCGCGCCACCGCGUCCUUGGCUGCCCUUCGCACCGUGCCUGUCAGGGCUCGCCUCUUGCCUUCAGGCUCGCUCUCGUGCCACCGCGUCUUUGGCGACGCCAUCUCCAACUUGAGGCUCAGCUCGACCCUCCCGGCGCAUUGCCUGAGGCCCCACCCUCCAACACCCACAGCUCCCGUCUGCCCCGCACCAGGCUGCCCGUCGGGCGGACGCGGUACUACCUGCAGCGCGCCGACGGCCCGGGCGCGCACGCUGUGCGCAACUUUCUGCCGGCCGGCGAGGACCCGCCAUCGUCCGCCGGUGCGGAGGAGCGGCCACCGGCGUACUACCUCUUCUUCUUCGACCGAGCGGGUCGCGGCAAGCUUCGCGUCUCGUCCCACGGCACCGUGGCCAUCGGCACACUGCUCGGCACGGGGUCUCUACGCAGCGCCGCGUGGGCCUUUGCCCGCUCGAUCCUCCUCAGCAGCGCCGGGAGGCGCACCGCCGCCGCCGCAGCCGGGCUCGCGGAGCCGCGCUCGGCGGCGUCCUGGCCACAAGCGGGUGGUUCACCAUUGACUGAGCACGACCACCGAAUAGGCGCCGCGCUCGGCGGCGUUCUCGCCGCCGGCCUGGAGCCGUCCCUCUGCGCAAGGGGCGGGCGGCUCCGGCUCGCGGCUAGCUGCGCUGAGGCGGGCCUCGCAGAGUGGGUCGGCCGCGCCCCGCUCGCCGCGCCGCUCCGCUCGGCGGCGCUGGUGCUGCUGGCGGCGGGCGGGGACGCCUUCGCCCGCCUCCCCGCCCCGGCGGCCGCCACUGCCCCCAGCGAGGAUGGGGACGAGCCUGGUGGGCGCGCGCCUAGCCACCAGCAGGCACGCGCACCACCCGCGCUGCCACGGCUGGCAGAGUGCGCCGCCGCGUCGGUCGCCACGCACGUGGGCGCGUGGGUCGGCGCCGCCGCAGGAGCGUCGCUGGCCUCGUCGGUGCUCGCGUCCCUCUGGCUCUCGAACGUGUUUGCCGUCGCCGGCGCGCACGUCGGCGCGCGCGCUGCGACGCGGAGGCGCUCUCGCGCGCGGCGCAUCGCGGCGGGCUACGCCGGCCUGGUUGCGGGCGCGCUGGUGUCGCAGAAACUGUUGGGCCGGUUUGGGUGA